This is a messenger RNA of Setaria italica (foxtail millet), 4387 nucleotides long. RefSeq names its product putative disease resistance protein RGA1. The coding region runs from base 158 to 3925 and encodes 1255 amino acids. NCBI's taxonomy places the organism in Eukaryota, Viridiplantae, Streptophyta, Magnoliopsida, Poales, Poaceae. Gene Ontology annotation, biological process: defense response to fungus. Gene Ontology annotation, molecular function: ADP binding; protein binding. The transcript is spliced from 3 exons. The record is from RefSeq and is a predicted model, not a curated record.
UACGCCUUCCAAGUUGUUCCCAGCGCCGUGGUCCAUCCUGGAGCAACGUUAAUUGACGCCUGCCUAGUUGUUCUCAGGAAGUGUAUUUCACAACCUUUGUUGACGCGCUCCUCUGCACACACCAUUCUACACACCGCGUUCUCAGAGCUCUGCAGCCAUGUUGUGGAGCUUAGCUGGAUCGCUAACUUCCGCCGCCGUUGACAUCGCGAAAGAUAAGUUGGGGGCUUUCAUCGUGGAGCAGGCCAAUUCGCUGUGGAACUUCAGCGACGACUUGGAGGACAUGAACUCGAUGCUAGAGGCCAUCUCAGCGGCGCUCCAGGAUGCUGAGAGGCGGUCGGCCAAGGAGAAGUCAGUGCAGCUGUGGCUCAAGCGGCUCAAGCAUGCUGCCUUAGACAUCGCUGACAUGCUCGAAGAAUACAAAGACAAUAGCUACCGGUUAACUGCAAAGAAGCCAGGAAUGCUUUCAUGGAUGAAGAGCAUGAGAGAAGAAAUAAGGAAAAUCAACGAGGACUUUCGGGAUUUUAAAUUCUCAGAUGGUGGCACUUGCACAUCUCUUGAGCAACAUGAUGACGAUCGUGAAACAUCAUCACGUUUGCAUGAAAAACCAAUUGGGAGGAACAGAGAAAAGCAGGAAAUCAUAAACCUCUUAUCCGCAGGUACCAACAAUGAUGAGACUGUGAUUGUUUCUAUCCAUGGUCUUGGAGGUAUAGGCAAGAGUACUUUGGCACAACUAAUUUACAAUGAUGCACAAUUCAAGGAGUAUGACCAUCGUAUAUGGGUUUAUGUGUCCCGGGAUUUCAGUCUAAAGAAAAUAGGAAGCUCUAUAAUUUCUCUAAUAUCAAUAGAAGGAGGCCAGCAGAAUAGGGAUACACUGGAAGCCAUAAAUCAGUGCCUAGAUAACCUACUCAGUGGCAAGAAGGUUCUUAUUGUUUUAGAUGACUUAUGGGAGGAAAAGGAUACUGAGUUGAGGAAACUGAGGAGUAUGCUUCAGGUGGGCAAGAAGGGCACUACCAUAGAUGUCAUAGUAACCACGCGCAAGGAAGACAUUGCACGGAAAGUUUCCACAUGUCCACCAUACAAGCUGCAGCCUUUGAACGAUUAUACAUGCUGGGAAAUAAUUAAGAGAUAUAGCAGGUUUGAAGAUCAACAUUACCAAGAAAGAUUAGAGAAGAUAGGAUUGGACAUUGCAAAGAAAUGUGCAGGUGUGGCAUUAGCAGCUCAAGUACUUGGAUACAUGCUACAGUCCAAAGAUCUGUCUGGAUGGACAGAAAUAAACAACAGUGAUAUCUGGAAUGAAUCUUCUGAAGAUAACGGUGGUGUGCUCCCUUCCUUGAAGCUAAGCUAUGAAAGGAUGCAACCACAGCUAAGGAUAUGCUUUUCUUAUUGUGCCAUAUUCCCAAAAGGCCAUAAUAUUUCUCAAGAUGAUUUGAUUCACCAAUGGAUUGCUCUUGGUUUUAUCAAGCCAUCAAAGGGGAAGGAAUACAUCAGGCAACUUUUAGGCAUGUCCUUCCUUCAAGUUUCAAAGUUGCCCAAGACUUCGGGAGAUCAUAUGGAGCGGUACACUAUGCACGACCUGGUGCAUGAUCUGGCAACAUUAAUCAUGGGUGAUGAGUUAAUUGUUUCUAAUGUUGCAUCGAAGAAUAAUAAAGCACAUAGCCAGAAAUAUUGUCGCUAUGCAUCGGUUACCAAAUAUGACAACACAACAAGGUUAUCCAAUGUUUUACCCUCAAAGGUGAGGGCACUUCAUUUCUCAGAUAGCGGUAAGCUGGAUCUCUCUUGUGAGGCAUUUUCCUUUGCAAAGUGCUUGCAUAUUUUGGAUUUUAGUGGAUGCUCUGGUAUACUGUUGCCACCCUCUAUUGGGCAACUGAAGCAGCUGAAGUACCUUACUGCUCCACGAAUACAAAAUGAAGUUCUCCCAGAGUUUAUGACUGAGUUAUCAAAACUGCAGUACCUAAACCUGAAUGGAUCUUCUCACAUUUCCGCACUACCAGAAUCAAUGGGCAAGCUCUGGUGUCUGAAAUAUCUGGAUUUGUCAGAUUGUUCUGGCAUAUCAAAACUGCCAGGAUCGUUUGGUGAUUUAAAAUGUAUGAUGCAUCUUGACAUGUCAGGUUGUUCUGGGAUAAGAGAACUGCCAGCGUCACUUGGCAAUCUCACAAAUUUACAGCAUCUUGAUUUAUCUGAAUGUUCCGGUAUCAAGGAAAUACCUGAAUCUUUGUGUGGCCUCAUGCAUCUCCAGUAUUUAAACAUGUCAAAGUGUAGGGGCAAGGAACUUCCAGAAGCUAUAGGCAGCCUGGUCAAUCUGCAAUAUUUAAACAUGUCACUGUGUGACGUCAGGGAACUUCCAGAGUCAUUCAAGAGGCUCCGUAAUUUAUUGCAUCUAGAUUUGAUGCGUCACCGGAUUGAGAAAGGAGAUCUGCAUGGCCUCACCGCAUUACAAUAUCUGGAUAUGUCAUACUCAGGGUAUUCGGAGGGGUAUUUGGAGGAACGAUCUGUAACUAUGAGAAACCUCACCAAUCUUAAGGUUUUGAAAUUGAGAUAUUGCUUUAUUGAAAGAUCUACCUGUCUUAAUUUUAUCGGUACACUUACCAAUCUGGAGCAUCUGGACCUAUCGUGGAACCGGUUUGAGUAUCUACCAGAAAGUAUUGGUAAUCUCAAAAGGCUGCAUACACUGAAUCUCGAGAAUUGCCAAAUGCUCAAGUCCCUCCCAAAGAGUAUAAGUUGUGCAACUGGGCUGAAGUCUGUACUGCUGGAUGGGUGCCCACAUAAAUUGAUGGAUCAGGCCAGUUCUCUAUUGCACCAUUCACUAACAUUACCACUCUUUAAGGUUCGUGCUGAUGACGUCAGUUCUCAUAGCAAUCUGCAUGUUCUCGAGGGUGAAAAUGUCGGUGAGUUACGUAUAGUUUCCCUUGAAAACGUAAGACUUCUGGAGGAAGCACAGAGACUUAAGCUGUUGACCAAACAUAAUCUUUUGACUUUGAAACUGGUUUGGACCUUGCAUGCUGAUCGACAUCUGGAGGAUAAGGAUUUGUUGGGACAACUAGUGCCACCAAAGAGCCUGAAGGACCUGAGUCUAGAAGGUUAUAGCAGUCCAAGCUUUUGUGGCUGGCUCAUGGCUAUUUCUCAUCAUCUUCCUAAUCUUACUUGCAUUGAAUUGAAGAAACUGCCUACAUGUAACAACCUACCACCACUUGGACAGUUACCGUACUUAGAAAGCCUGAUUCUCUAUGAUAUACCCAACGUUACAAAAAUUGAAAGGAGUAUCUUCGGUGGAAAAGGAGCGUUCCCCCGAUUGGCAGAUAUCACAGUGUCUCAUAUGGAUGGUUUGGAGGAGUGGAAUACAACAUGCCCUGGCGAAGAUGGUGUGGAGGAGUUCAUGUUCCCUAUGCUAGAUGUAUUAGAGGUAUCUAAAUGUCCAAAGUUGAGGUUGAAACCAUGCCCACCCAAAUGUCGUGUGUUCAAAAUAUCAGAAAGUGACCAAGUUAUAUCUUCACUAGAGGAGGUAGAAACCAGCAGCCAUCGCUGCAACUCUACUCCGACCACCACCAGACUGCUUAUCAUCAGGAGCAAUCACCACAGUUUGGAGCUGUUUCACCACUUCCCUGCCCUCCGGGAGUUGCAAUUAUCCCACUGUCCAAACCUGAAGAGUUUGCCGAAGGGCAUGCAGCAACUCUCCUCCCUUAAAUCACUCAAGUUGAAUUACUGUGAUACAGCACUGCCACAAUGGCUGAGCGACAUCUCCUCUCUUAAAAAGCUCGUCAUCUCAGACUGUUAUAGAAUCGAGUCUUUGCCUGCGCGUAUACAGCUGCUCAACAACCUCACGGAGUUAGUUAUCAACAACCAGGAACUACAGCAGUGGUGCGAGUCAGAAGAGAACAAGGCCAAGCUCGCACACAUUAACAUAGUUAAGACAGACAUGUUCAUAUAAGCAGUGCCAAUGUUAUAUAGGAAAAACUUCUGAUGAUAUUAUAUAUUUAUACAUAGCAUCUCCAAAUAAGCAGUGCCAAUGUUGACAGACAUGUUCAAUGAUUUGGGAGAUAAGGUAUAUGUAGCUGCAAUACUCGAAUCAACAUAUAUCAUUCAUACACACUCCGAUUAUACUACAUGCGAGUUCUCAAAACAAAGGUGCAUGGUAUUUUUAAUCAUUAUAAAUAUCUCAGGACUCUUGCAGCAGUAAUAGAAUGACUACUACAUACCUGAACUUCAGCAUCUCAUCUCCAGCUGUUAUGUGCACCUGCUGUGAGGUGUACCCUUCCCGUCAGCGUCCAGAAAAAUUAGAUGACGUACCCUUAGCAGAACUACCAAGCAAGCUUCUUGUAAGGGUCUGUUCGACUCGAUUUUAUACAGUUGAAACAAACGGGAAAGCAUACCCUUGUUACUGAUGCUUAUC